This is a messenger RNA of Daphnia pulicaria, 2942 nucleotides long. RefSeq names its product G-protein-signaling modulator 2-like (gene pins). Bases 442 to 2343 code for a protein of 633 amino acids. The record is from RefSeq and is a predicted model, not a curated record. Gene Ontology annotation, molecular function: protein binding; GTPase regulator activity. The transcript is spliced from 13 exons. NCBI's taxonomy places the organism in Eukaryota, Metazoa, Arthropoda, Branchiopoda, Diplostraca, Daphniidae.
CGGAAUACAGACAAGGGCGGUUUGUUUCUGCGAUUGUCUCAUUUUAUUCGAGACGUACUGUCUUAGUUUUCAAAAGUUUGGCCAACGUUUUUCGAAAGCCUGAUAUAAUGCUAUACUGAUUUGAAUUCUAGCCUACUGUCACACGCAUUUGAUUCAUAUGUUUUUAUUUUUACUUCGUGGAAAAAGAGCAAGCAACGCAACCAGUGAGUCUAGCCGCGCGCAACUCGACAAUCAAUACUCUGUCGGGAGUCUCUUGAAUUUGAACUGGACGUUCCUUAGUUCAGUCGUUCAGUUGGUCUCCUGAAGUCGAGGCUUUCCCAGACACUCGUCUUCUUAUUCGUUAGGUUUACCGACUUCUCAACACAGUGGGACAAGUUAUACACUAGUGUUUCUUAGUCAACAUUUAGCCUCGCUGAGUCAAAACACAAUCAUCCUGACAAAAUGACAGACAUGGAUAACAGCACAUGCCUUGAAUUGGCGUUAGAAGGAGAACGUCUUUGCAAAGCUGGUGAUUGCAGAGCUGGUGUCGCCUUUUUUGAAGCAGCAAUUCAAGCUGGAACCGAUGACUUGAGGACCCUCAGCGCCAUUUACUCACAACUUGGAAAUGCAUAUUUUUACCUGGGUGAUUACACCAAAGCCAUGCAGUAUCACAAACAUGAUCUUACUCUAGCCAGAACCAUGGGUGACAGACUAGGUGAAGCCAAAGCCAGUGGAAAUCUUGGAAACACAUUGAAAGUAAUGGGCAGAUUCGAUGAAGCUGUUCUCUGUUGCAAAAGACACCUCGACAUUUCCAGGGAGCUUACCGAUAAAGUUGGAGAAGGAAGGGCGUUGUAUAACUUGGGGAACGUUUUUCAUGCGAAAGGUAAACAUCUCGGCCGGCUGGGUCAACAAGAUCCAGGCGAGUUUCCCGAAGACGUGCGGAACUGCCUGCUAACAGCCGUAAAUUAUUACGAAGAAAAUCUUGAACUCAUGAGAGAAAUAACCGAUCGUGCUGCCCAAGGUCGGGCAUGCGGGAACUUGGGCAAUACCCAUUAUCUCUUGGGUAGCUUUACGCAAGCCAUAAAAUAUCAUCAAGAGCGACUGAAUAUUGCUCGAGAGUUUGGGGACAAAGCAGCCGAAAGGAGAGCCCACAGCAACCUGGGAAAUGCGCACAUCUUCCUCGGAGAGUUCGAAACGGCUGCAGAACAUUACAAGAAAACACUCCUACUUGCACAGGAUCUUGGAGAUCGAGCCGUCGAAGCGCAAGCCUGUUACAGCCUGGGAAAUACGUAUACUCUGCUUCGCGAUUAUCCCACAGCCAUCGAUUACCAUCUGCGGCACUUGCGUAUUGCUGAAGAGCUCAUGGAUAAAGUUGGAGAAGGACGUGCUUGCUGGAGCUUGGGGAAUGCACACGCUGCCAUGGGAAAUCACGAGAAAGCCCUGCACUACGCACAACGGCACCUUGAAAUAUCCCGCGAGAUUGGCGAUCCGACCGGCGAGGCGACAGCACAGAUGAACUUGGCCGACUUGAGACGCACGUUGGGCGUUGACGGCGACGGUGGUUGCGGCGGCAUGGGCAACUCAACGAAAGGUCACGCUUCCGAGGCCGACGACGACGGACUCUACGGAGCAGAUAGCAAGGCAAGGCGCAGGUUAAGCAUGGAGCGCAUGGAUUUGCUCAAGCUGACGCCGGAUGUGAAACAACUUCAUAGCAAGGGACGCCGGGAACUGCAUGAAAUGGAUCCUGUGUGGCCUAGACCGCUCGCUGGUCACCCGUUGGUUAGACGUGAUAUGCUGCCCCCGUUUGCCAACGGAGACGACGCCAUGGAUGAAGAGGAAUCCUUUUUUAAUUUGGUCACUCAAUUCCAAUCGAAACGCAUGGACGAUCAGCGUUGCUCGUUGGCAAUCGUAGACAACAAGGAGAACCAACAAGCAAGUACACUCCCGUCGAAUAUUCACGAGAGUCCCUCGAGAUUGAAGGAAGAUUUAAUGGACCUGAUCGCCGGCAUGCAGAGUCGCCGGAUGGAUGAGCAGAGAGCUUCACUACCGCGACUACCCGGCCUGAACAACGCCAAUCCAGACAUUUUACGUCGGCUGUCGGUGGAGCCAGCCGGCGAGGAUGCAGCCGCAUUGCCCGAUGAGAAUUUCUUCGAAAUGUUGAUGCGGUGUCAGGGCACGAGGCUGGAAGAUCAGCGCAGCGCCUUGCCGGAUUCAUCGCCUCGGCGGCACAGGGGGCCCACCAUGCCCGACGAAGAUUUUUUUUCGUUGAUAAUGCGACUCCAAUCGGGUCGACUCGAGGAUCAAAGAGCCGAAGAUCCUUCACCUCUCAUCGCUGCCAACGGAGCUGCCGCCACUUCCUCCUAGACGGAACGGUAUCCCUAACCUCUCGGAAUGUUUUACCCCUCCUCGCCAUCAGCUCUCAUCCAUGAUCGAAAUGUAUGUUGACAGUCUCUAUCAAUACCCUCUCUCCAUUUUUAUUCCUUUAAAAAAAUAGCCAUUCCCUUUUUCUUUUACUUUUGACCGAGUUUUUCUUUUCCAAAACUCUUCCAACUUCACAUCCAUUUCAUUCGCUCUCUGCCUCCUCCUGGAAGUAGAAAUCGCGAAAACAAAAUCUCACCAUUCCUCCUCUGGGAGGUUGGGCGACAAAAAACAAACAAACAAGGGGGUGGGGGCUUGAUUGUCCGUUCCCGCAUGGUUGCACACGAGUUCAAAGGAGUCCCUUUUUUUCCUUGUCUUCUUUUUCUAUUCCGUUGGCAGAGCAUUGUUCCUACUCCCAACGUGAAAGGCAGUUAGAAGACAAUAAAUAGGCCGUUUCCUCGUUUUAUUUAUUUUUGUCCCCAUCUAUUUUUUUCUUUCUUGGAUCUGCAGUGGAAAGUCAUCAUUGUUGUCGUGAAAACGAAAUUUUUUGUCAUGGAAGUUUUAGAGAUGAGAUUAAGUUGGCGACAGUGUGAGCAAGAAGGGGG